Molecule: messenger RNA, 2693 nt
Organism: Eupeodes corollae
Lineage: Eukaryota; Metazoa; Arthropoda; Insecta; Diptera; Syrphidae
Gene: Nha1
Product: sodium/hydrogen exchanger 9B1
Exons: 8
Coding region: 422-2470 (682 amino acids)
Biological process (GO): proton transmembrane transport
Cellular component (GO): membrane
Molecular function (GO): antiporter activity
Source: RefSeq, a predicted model, not a curated record
GUUCGAUUAUUAUUUAGUACGAUUGAGUCCGAAACGUUUAACGACAUUAGUUCAACCUUCUUCCCAAUAACUCUAAGCUUAAAAUUUAUUCAUACUGGAAAAUUUUAAUGCAGGACGCAUCAUUUAAAUUAUAAGUUUGUGUUUUUUGACAAUCAAAGAAAAAAAUGUCUCAGUGUUAAAACAAAAACAAAAACCCAGUUAAAAAUAGCAGACAAUAAUUUUUCAAAUAUAAUUUGUGUAGAUCUAAUUAAAGCGUGAUUCGAAAUUGGUAAUAAGCCAAUCGCCAACUGCAACGCAACGGUGUGACAGAAAGCAUACUACAGCAUACCUUAGAUUUGAAUAUUCAUGAUAUCGCUUUGAGUUUUUCGUCGUUACAAAUACCUACGUGUGAAUUUCCGUUUAUUAAAAGGAAACAAACACCAUGAAUGAAAAUGGGAUAGUUCCAACAGCAAACUCUAAUUCUGCAACAACACCGGCUCUGAUUUUACCUGGAAGUGAUGUAACAUCUACACCAAUGCCAACAUAUACCGGGUCAAAUAAGAAUGGCGUUGUUGUUAAUGAACCAAAGAGACGAGUUAGUAUCGCAUCAGAUCCUGUUUCGGAGUCAAGACAUAGCUAUGAUAAUGCUGGUUUUGAACCACAUCCUAGGAGAAAGAUUUCUCAGACUUCGGUACAUUCUCACUGUGAAAUAGGACCCGUCCGACGAAAAAGUAUUCUCCUGAAUGCAACUCACGACAAUGAAUCAGAAUAUGGAUCAAUUCAUAGUUAUGAUAACAGAGCUAAUGGCGGUAGAGCUACUGCUCUUGAUUCUUUAAAUGCAAAAAUCAAUCAUCACCAAAAUACAUCAAAUGUUGGAAGCAAUUUGGAGGAAUCAUGGAUUUACACAUUUUGUUUAAGAUGCAGAGGAGAUGAACACCAUCCAUCAUGGGAACCUCCAUAUUGGCAAAAAGUUUGUCCAUAUCCUUUAUGUCCAUCAUUUCGACAAUUUUCUAGAAUUAUAUCUUUGAUCCUUAUUGGAAUAUUGAUAUGGUGCACAGCCUACGUUAUAAUAGGUGAUUCUGCGGCUCCAGGAGGACAGCUGUUUGGACUUGUCGUUCUUACAGUUGCCGCAAACUUUGGAGGAUGGCUUAUUUCUUUAACAACACUUCCAAGAUUGAUUGGUAUGCUUUUAGUGGGAUUACUAUUUCAGAAUGUUGGGUUGGUGGAUUUUGAUGGUGAUUUCGCUCAAGUAACAUCCAUUCUACGCAAAUUUGCACUUACGAUAAUACUUAUUCGAGCUGGCCUCGAAAUGGAACCUGAUGCUUUCAAAAAAGUUUGGAAAACAAUUCUUAAGCUUGGAGUUAUACCAUGGACCGUUGAGGCAUGUGUAGUAGCUUUUAUGAGCCACUACUUGCUGAACAUACCCUGGAUUUGGGCUUUUUUACUUGGAUCGAUAAUUGCUGCUGUAUCACCCGCCGUUGUUGUGCCAUGUCUAUUUAGACUGAGAACAAAAGGUUAUGGUGUAGCAAAGGGUAUUCCAACACUUAUUAUAGCUGUUGCUGGCAUCGAUGAUGCAUUAUCUGUGGCCGUAUUUGGUAUUAUCAGCAGCAUUAUGUUUUCCGACAAAGGGAUGGGCUAUCAAAUUUCACAAGCACCUGUUUGUAUUUUUGGUGGACUUGGCUUUGGGAUUGCUUGGGGAUACAUGUCGCGAUUCUUUCCCGAAAAGGGCGAUCCAUAUGUAGUGCCCUUGAGAACUAUUUUGCUUUUCACUGGCGGACUCUUUUCGAUAUUCGGAAGCGAGGUUAUCGGCUAUGAAGGCGCAGGACCUCUUGCUGUAGUGUUUGCAGCAUUUGUUUCGAACUUAUUUUGGUGCAAGCAGGGAUGGGAAAUUGAAGACAAUCCCGUUUCAACAGCCUUUGAAAUAUUUUGGAUGAUUUUCGAACCAAUUUUAUUUGGAAUCACUGGUUCAACCGUUAAGAUUUCAGAACUUGAUCCAGACAUCGUAUCUGUUGGCAUUGCAUGUUUAGUUGCUGGUGUAAUUCUACGUAUUAUUUGUACCGCAGGGAUUGCAUUUGGUGAUAAGUUAAAUUUAAAGGAGAAGAUCUUUGUUGCCUUGUCGUGGAUGUCUAAGGCUACCGUCCAGGCUGCUUUGGGACCAGUUGCAAUGAAGCACUUGACCAGCGAAUCAAGCAAUGAGGAGAGACAUUAUGCAGAAAUAGUACAAACCAUUUCUGUGCUAAGUAUUCUUUUGACAGCCCCUCUUGGUGCCAUUCUAAUUUCGAUAAGUGGUACAAAACUUCUUACAAAAACCAAGCAACCAAAAAUAUCAGAAGGCUGGCGUCGAAGUCAUAGGCCUUCACUUCGUGAUAUCAGUAUUAUUGAUGAAGAAGAAGAAAGAGAAGACCCAGAAAUACCUGAAGACAAAACAACAUCUGAUAAUACUCAGACGAAUAUAAGUUUGUCAAAUCCAACAUACACUUUUAAUAAAUAACUGAAUAAUUUCAUAAUUUAUAUAAAUGGCUACUUAACAAUCAUAAACGUAUGUACAAAGGUCCCUUUGUUUUAUACCUUGUAUAUGAUAUGAUACAAUAAGCUCCAGUCUGUAUUGCCAGUAUAGUGAAUUUGAAUAAUACAAUUCCUUAAAUAUGUAUGUAUGUAUGUGUAUAUACUAUAUAUGUAAUUAUUAAAUUAAAGUUAUACUAAGAAAAUCUAAC